Molecule: messenger RNA, 1620 nt
Organism: Linepithema humile (Argentine ant)
Lineage: Eukaryota; Metazoa; Arthropoda; Insecta; Hymenoptera; Formicidae
Gene: Dera
Product: deoxyribose-phosphate aldolase
Biological process (GO): deoxyribonucleotide catabolic process; carbohydrate catabolic process
Cellular component (GO): cytoplasm
Molecular function (GO): deoxyribose-phosphate aldolase activity
Source: RefSeq, a predicted model, not a curated record
AUGUGCUCCAAGUGUACAGCUUCAUAUCUCGUACUUGUUAUCUGUAUCAGUUCAGUUAUAGAUAUAUAUAACGUUUUAUCAACACGACAAAUAAGUUCGGUGGGGAAUAGAUCAAUGUCAUUCGCGAACAUUUGGGGUUCACUUUUUUUUUAUGUACACAGAUAUACUUAACGUUCACGUAUUUACUUGAAAACUUACAAUAAUUAUUUUGUGAAUAUUUGCGCUCUUCUCUGCAAUUAUGGCGACAAAUAAUCCUGGGAUAACUUUUCAAUUGUCUGAUACAAUUACAGCAUGGAUGAAAUUCUUAGAAGUGUACAUUAAUGCACCAGCAGUGAGCAAAAGUGUGCGACAGAUACAGUACUUGGCUAGCACAAUAACAAACGAUAAUAAGAUAGCUUGGUUAUUAAGAGCAAUAACUUUCACGGAUUUGACUACUUUGAGUGGUGAUGAUACUAGUGGUCAUGUGGAAAAUCUAUGUAAAAAGGCUGCAAAACCCGUGAAUCUGCCAUUUGAAUGGAGCUUACCACUUCACACAGCAGCAGUUUGCGUGUAUCCAUCCAAAGUGCAAAAUGUAGUAAAGGCCUUAAAGAAACUGAAUAAAACAAAUGAGAUUAAAGUUGCUAGUGUGGCUGCUGGGUUUCCUUCUGGACAAUAUCCUUUAGAGUCUCGACUGAAAGAAGUGCAAUGUGCUAUAGAAUAUGGAGCACAGGAAAUUGAUAUUGUGAUUGAUCGAUCAUUAGUCUUGGAUCAUGAAUGGUUACAGUUAUAUGAAGAAAUAAAAGCAAUUCGUAACGUUUGUAAUGCGACUGAAAAAAGAAUAUGUUUGAAAGUUAUAUUAUCGACAGGAGAAUUGUCUAAUUAUAAAGAAAUAUAUCAGACAUCUAUGGUAGCUAUGUUUGCUGGUGCUGAUUUCAUCAAGACAUCCACAGGAAAAGAGACUGUCAAUGCUACUUUGAAUGCAGGUAUUGUCAUGUGUAGAGCAAUAAAGGAAUAUGAAAGGCUGACUUGUACAAAGGUUGGUAUUAAACCUGCGGGAGGCAUUAAAACCGCGAGCGAUGCUCUAGAAUGGAUGGUACUGGUCAAGGAAGAAUUAGGAAAUGAAUGGUUGACGAAGGAUUACUUUAGAAUUGGUGCAUCCAGUUUGCUUGACGAUAUUAAGAGGGAAAUUGAUGAUUUAUGUUUAUCAGAGUGCUCAACUAGUCAAGAAUGUCAUAAUUACGCUUUAGAAAUCAAAAAUGAAAAACCUGAAAAACCUGAAAAAACCAAAGGCAAAUCCAAAAAAGAUAAAUCUAAUAGCAAGCUCGAGAAACCUACAUCUUGAAAAGUUAAGUUGUAACAGUAAUUUUUAUAUAGUUUCAUAAAGAUAAUCUUAUACAUAAUUUUUAUAAUUUCUAAAAUAAUCUUUGUCUUAAUAAAAAUAAAGUUAAUUCAAUAUUAAACUUAAUCUAAUUGGUGUUAAAACUAGACACUUCCACAAUUCAUUUUCCAAUUGAUACUGUUGUAAACGUCCCUAUCAAAUAAUACAAGAAUAUUUUUAGAAAAUUUUCCACAGAAAUAAUUAGCAUUUCUUUAUGAACUGUAAGGUAAAAUUGUAAGAUAAACUGCAAGUACAUAUAUAAA